AUGGGCUCACUCGGCCUCCCGACCCCCUCUGGCGGGGCAUACAGCAUAAUGGAACAGCCCGCGCGCACCGGGCGCAACCUGCGCAUCAUCGUGAUCGGCUGCGGCGCCAGCGCAAUCAACUUCGCGCACGAGGUCGACACAAACACCGCCCUGGACCUGGACCUCGUCUGCUACGACAAGAACCCGUCGAUCGGGGGCACGUGGUUCGAGAACAGAUACCCGGGGUGUGGGUGUGAUAUUCCCAGUGUCAAUUAUCAGUUUUCGUGGGCGCCGAGUGCGGAGUGGAGUUGUUUCUACUCCUCCGCCCCUGAGAUCCUGCGGUACUUCAAGACUGUUGCGGAGGAGCACGGGCUUAUGAAGUAUAUGCGGCUUAGCUCGAAGGUCGUUGAUGCGAGGUGGAAUGAGGAGGAUAGUCAGUGGAAGGUUAAGAUUGAGAGGUUGGAUGGGCCGGCGAAGGGCGAGGUCUUUGAGGACCAGGCGCAUAUCCUGAUCAACGCUGGUGGCGUGCUGAACAAAUGGAAGUGGCCAGCCAUUCCAGGCCGCGAGACAUUCGCAGGCCCGAUGCUGCACAGCGCCAACUGGGACGACAGCAUCCAGCUCGAGGGCAAGAGGGUGGCAGUCAUUGGGUCUGGGUCCUCAGCUGUGCAGAUUGUGCCGAACAUCCAGCCAAGUACGCCAUCUUCUCUUCCGAAUGAUCGAUAUCUAACGAGCAUAGUUGUCGGAUCCCUCAAGUGCUUCAUCCGCAGCCAGUCCUGGGUAACAGCAAGCUUCGGCCAACGCUUCGCGGGCAAAGGAGGCACCAACUUCAAAUACACCCCCGAGCAAAAACACAUCCUGCGCACCGACCCGCACAAAUACCUGCUGUACCGCAAGAAGAUCGAGUCCGAACUCAACUCCCGCUUCCGCUUCAUCCUCAACGGCUCAAAAGAGCAAGCCGACGCCCGCGCCGCCGCUGAAAAAGACAUGCGGACUCGUCUGGCUAAGAAACCGCAUCUCGCCGACCUGCUCAUCCCAACAAACUUCGCCGUUGGGUGUCGGCGGCCGACGCCGGGCGCGGGGUACCUCGAGGCCCUGUGCGAGGAUAACGUGUCCGUUGUCUCACAGACGAUCGAGCAGAUUACGCCCAAGGGGAUUAGGACAGCGGACGGGGUUGAACAUGAGGUGGACGUUAUCGUCUGCGCGACCGGGUUCGACGUCAGCUGGAAACCGGCGUACCCGACCAUCGGGCGCGAUGGACGGAGUCUAGCGGAGGAGUGGAAGGAGAGGCCCAGCACGUAUCUCUCUAUUGCGGUGGAGGGGUUUCCAAAUUACCUGAUCUUCAACGGCCCCUACGGCCCCUACGGGCACGGCAGCUUCCUCCCCAUAACCGAGACCCUCUCGCGGCACUUCAUGCUCAUGCUGCGCAAGCUGGCGCAGGAAUCCAUCUCCACUUUCUGCGUCAAGGCCAGCGCCGUAUCCGACUUCGCGCUGCACAGACGUACAUUCCUCCCGCGGACGGCGUGGAACUCGCCCUGUCGCUCGUGGUUCAAGGGCGGCACGGUCGACGGCGAGAUCAUGAUGUGGCCGGGGUCGCGGAUCCACUUCUUUGAGACGAUGAGGGAGCCGCGCUGGGAGGACUAUGAGCUUACGUAUGUUGCUGGGAAUCGAUUCGCGUAUCUGGGGAAUGGGUUUGCGGAGCGGGAGACGGUGGGUGAUGGGAGGGAUUUGACGUGGUAUUUGGGCUUCGUUGAUGGGGUGGAUCGGCAGCCGGUUGAGGAGUUGAGGGAUGAGCGGUUUGCGGAGUUUAUGGUGCAGUAG
Molecule: messenger RNA, 1797 nt
Organism: Aspergillus mulundensis
Lineage: Eukaryota; Fungi; Ascomycota; Eurotiomycetes; Eurotiales; Aspergillaceae
Product: flavin-containing monooxygenase
Exons: 5
Coding region: 1-1797 (598 amino acids)
Molecular function (GO): NADP binding; N,N-dimethylaniline monooxygenase activity; flavin adenine dinucleotide binding
Source: RefSeq, a predicted model, not a curated record